This is a messenger RNA of Camellia sinensis, 1434 nucleotides long. NCBI's taxonomy places the organism in Eukaryota, Viridiplantae, Streptophyta, Magnoliopsida, Ericales, Theaceae. The record is from RefSeq and is a predicted model, not a curated record.
GCUAGGCUACAAGCUUUUAAAAAUUGUGUGGAGCAUAAAAAGAUUACUUGUAAAAGUUUGUUAUGCCUUGAUGUUCCAACAAGGUGGAAUUCCACCUAUUUGAUGUUGGAGGUAGCCGAGAAAUUUCAAAAAGCUUUUGAGUGUUUAGAAGAGGAUGACCCACGAUUCAAGUUAUUUUUCAUGGAGAAUGAUGAUGAAAAUGAGAAUGCAAAUGAGAAUGAUGGUGGAAGAGGCAAAGGGAAAGGAAAAAGAUUCAUUUCAUAUCCUAAAGAAGAAGAUUGGGAGGUAGCUAGAGUCUUUGUGAAAUUUUUAAGACUUUUUUAUCAUGUGACUUUGCAACUUUCAGGGUCUUUGCAUGUGACAUCUAAUGUUUUUUUUCAUCAACUUGUGUCGGUGCAAUCCAAAUUAGUUCAAUUGAGUAAAAGUGGAGAUGCAGUGUUGAGUAAUAUGGCUGAUAAGAUGAAAUUGAAAUACGACAAAUAUUGGGAGAAUCUCGAUAAUAUCAAUUUCUUGUUAUAUGUUGCCGUUGUGUUAGACCCUCGCUACAAGUUGACAUAUCUUAAGUUUUCAUUCAAUAAAGUAUAUGAAAAUGACAAGGUAGAAAUUUUAGUGGCGAGGGUGAAGGCAACAUUGGAGCGCUUGUUUGAUCAUUAUGUUGAGAAGAACAAUGUUGGUAAUGUUGCACCUUCAUAUGCAAGUCAAGCUCCGCAAGUGAUGGAAGUUGAUGAAGAGGAAGAGGAAGAUCCCAUGACACUCUUUGCCUCUCAAUAUAUUAACCAUUUGGAGUCGGAAAAAAGUGUGGAGAACAAAUCAGAGUUGGAAAAAUAUUUGGUUGAUGAUUGUGUAGACCCAAGAGUUCCAAAUUUUGAUAUUUUGAAUUGGUGGAAGGUUAAUGGCAAUAAGUAUAAGGUUCUCUCUUUAAUAGCAAAAGAUGUGUUGGCUGUCCCAGUUUCUACAGUGGCUUCUGAGUCAGCUUUUAGUACCAGUGGACGUGUGCUUGAUCCAUUUAGGAGUUCUUUGACGCCAAAGAUGGUGGAGGCUCUAAUUUGUGCACAAAAUUGGUUACGGUCUUCAUCAAUUCCAAUCAAUCUUAGAGAAUGUAUGGAUGAUGUUGAACAAUAUGAAGAAAUUGAGUCAGAAUUUUUUUCAUCAUCUACUGCACAAGAAGCAACUAUUGUUGAGGACUAAUUUGUCUCCAAGUUAGUUUGGUUUUAAAGUUCUUGAGAUUAAUGAAGUUUUUGAAGUUUGGUUGAAGCAAUUGUGAAGGAUUGAAGUUAUUGUGGAGUUUGAUGAGUAGAUUAAUUUAUUUGAAUUCUUGGAUUGUUUGUGGGUUGAAUUAUGUUGAACUAUGUUGGUUGAACUAUGUUGGAUGUUGUAGAAUUUUUUUUGUUGAACUAUGUUGGAUGUUGUAUGAAUUAUGUUGUAAAACUAUGU